Molecule: messenger RNA, 909 nt
Organism: Pichia membranifaciens NRRL Y-2026
Lineage: Eukaryota; Fungi; Ascomycota; Pichiomycetes; Pichiales; Pichiaceae
Exons: 1
Coding region: 1-909 (302 amino acids)
Biological process (GO): urate catabolic process; purine nucleobase catabolic process
Cellular component (GO): peroxisome
Molecular function (GO): urate oxidase activity
Source: RefSeq, a predicted model, not a curated record
AUGGCAUAUCUACAGGACUCCAGCUACGGCAAGGACAACGUCAAGUUUCUCAAGGUCAAGAAGGACAAGUACAACCCGCAGAAGCAGGAGGUGCUUGAGGCGACGGUGAGAGUGCUUCUCAGAGGCAACUUCGACGUGUCGUACACCAAGGCCGACAACUCGCCGAUCGUGCCUACAGACACAGUGAAGAACACGGUGUUGGUGGAGGCCAGAAAGACAGACGUGUGGCCCAUCGAGCGGUUCGCCGCCCACCUCGCGGAGCACUUUGUCGGCAAGUACGCCCACGUGUCGGGCGUCGACGUGCACGUCAUCCAGCACAAGUGGACGAAGUACGAGGUGAACGGCAAGCUGCACGACCACUCGUUCAAGAAGGACGGCGAGGACGUGAAGACCACCAGCCUCUCGUACAACCGCGGCGGCGACUUCCAGCUCUCGUCCACCCUCAAGGACCUCACCGUCUUGAAGUCCACCGGCUCCGGCUUCGUGGGCUACAACAAGUGCGACUACACCACCUUGGCCCCAACCACCGACAGAAUCUUGUCCACCGACAUCGACUGCACCUGGAACUUCGACAGCAAGAAGAUCGGCUCCAUCAAGAACGUCUACAAGCUUGCCGACCAGGGCCUCUUUGACCAGACAAUGGCCAAGGUGCUCAAGAUCACCCUCGACCGGUUUGCCCUCGAAAACUCCCCCUCCGUCCAGGCCACCAUGUACAACAUGUCCGCCGACAUCUUGGACGAGUGUCCCUACGUCUACAACGUCUCCUACUCCUUGCCAAACAAGCAUUACAUUUUGUUCGACUUGUCCUGGAAGGGCCUCGACAACGACAACGUCUUGUUCUACCCCGCUCCUAACCCAAACGGCUUGAUCAAGUCCACCGUCGGCAGAGACAUCAAGGCCAAGUUAUAG